Molecule: messenger RNA, 1738 nt
Organism: Daphnia carinata
Lineage: Eukaryota; Metazoa; Arthropoda; Branchiopoda; Diplostraca; Daphniidae
Gene: APP-BP1
Product: NEDD8-activating enzyme E1 regulatory subunit-like
Exons: 9
Coding region: 75-1718 (547 amino acids)
Biological process (GO): DNA damage response; protein neddylation; protein ubiquitination
Cellular component (GO): nucleus; cytoplasm
Molecular function (GO): NEDD8 activating enzyme activity; ubiquitin activating enzyme activity
Source: RefSeq, a predicted model, not a curated record
ACAACAAUUCCCAUAGAUUCAUUUCAUUUUUGGCCUGAUUGGGCGCGUAAAAGGUUUGUGAGAGGUCCUGAAGCAUGGCUUCCCCAUCACCCAAGUCACCGGGCCAAAUAUCAGACAAAAGUAAAAAAUAUGACCGACAAUUAAGGCUUUGGGGGGACCAUGGUCAAACUGCAUUGGAGAGUGCAAAUGUAUGUUUAAUUAACGCAACCGCAACAGGGACGGAAAUUUUAAAAUCUCUAGUCUUGCCUGGAAUUGGUUCUUUUACAAUAGUGGAUGGAGCUUUAGUUUCUGGUGAAGAUGCAGGGAACAAUUUCUUCCUCGAUCAUACAAAAAUCGGGAAGCCCCGUGCACAUGUGGCAACUCAAUUAUUAAUGGAACUCAACUCAGACGUAAAAGGCGACUACAUAGAGGAAACCUGUGAUCAACUUUUGUCGAAUAAUCCAGAUUUUUUUUGUUCCUUCUCAGUUGUGAUUGCCACAGGCAUCACCGAGAAGUCAUUGCAUUCUUUGUCUUCUAAUUUGUGGCAAAACAAUGUGCCACUUGUCGUAUCUGUAUCCUAUGGGUUUAUUGGCUCCAUUCGUCUUCAAGUCAGUGAGCACUGCAUCAUUGAAUCCCACCCAGAUAGUUUGCUGGAAGACCUAAGACUUGACAAGCCAUUUCCUGGGUUGAAAGAAUUUAUGGACUCAAUCAAGCUAUCAGAAAUGAAUCACAAGCAAUUCAGUCACACACCCUAUUUGGUGUUAUUGUACAAAGCAUUAGAAAUUUGGAAUGAAAGGCAUGGACCUAAUCCACCAUCAAAUUAUAAAGAAAAAGAGAUUCUCAAGAAUAUUAUUAAAAAUGAACUAGGAUAUGGUAUCGCAAAUAAAGAAGAAGACAGCAAUACGGGUGACGAAGAAAACGUGGCCGAAGCUAUUAAAGCGGUCAACACAGCGCUAACGAAAACCCAAGUUCCAUCGAAUGUGCAAAAGAUCUUGAACGACGACCAGUGUAUUCACCUUAAAGAAAAAAAUUCCUUCUGGAUCAUUGCUCGCGCUGUGAAAGAAUUUGUUGAAAAGGAAGGAAACGGAGUACUUCCUCUACGCGGAUCUCUUCCCGACAUGACCUCAGAUUCGCAACGCUACAUUGCUCUUCAGAAUGUAUAUCGUGAGCAAGCAUCUAAAGAUGCUGAGCACGUGUGGCGUCACGUACAAACUAUACUGAAGGAACGAGGCUGGGCUGGUGAAUCUGUGAUCGAAAAUGACGUCAAACUCUUUUGCAAACACUCUUCUGAAUUACGAAUGAUUCGAGGCAGUUCCUUGGCAGAAGAAUUGGAUGGCAAACAACUUCCUGCAGAUGUAGAUAUUAACCAGCAGUUGGAGGAACCAGACAGCCCAUGGCUUCACUAUCUCCUUCUGAGAGCCGUGAACAAAUUUCAUACAGAAAAUGGAUCACAUCCCGGUUAUUAUGACGACAAUGUCGAAACUGAUAUAGCUAAAUUAAAGGGUUGUUUCUCUCGUCUUCUUCACGACCUGGGUUGCCAGGGCGGCAGCCUUUCCAAGGACGACAACCUCCAUGAAAUGUGCCGCUACGGUGCGGCGGAAUUGCAUGCCGUUGCCGCAUUCAUCGGUGGGUGUGCCGCCCAAGAAGUCAUCAAGCUCAUCACGAAGCAGUACGUUCCGCUGGAUAACACUUUUAUUUUCAACUCGGUAACUACUACGACAGCAACGCUACGCUUGUAAAAAGGAAAAGCUAAACCAUC